AGCGAAACGGAUUGUGGGAUCCACAGAAAGUUCCGAAAGCGGGGACGGAGAACAUCGAGAAAGCUAAGAAACGGAGAGAAAAAAAAGGAGUCGAAUAGUCCUUCUGAGCCCUCGGAAAAGAGAAAGAGCGAGUCAUCUUUCCACGGGAAGUGAAUCGCGUGGGGAAAAACAACCUCGCAACACAGGAGCAAGAUUAAUAAUGAACGUCUCCAAAAGUUCCGAGCUCAGUCUGCCACUCGAAGCCGGCGAAACUCAAACCAGUGUCCAAACUUUGUUAAUUCGUUGAUUCACUUGCUUUGGCAAGUUUGUGGUGGCCACAAGCCAGGGCUUGAAAAAAAGCCUUCCGGUCUACUACCUCAAUUCUGAUAUGGGUGUCACGAGUAUGGCUGAAACCAGUGAAAGCAUUUGCUCGGUUUUGGUCAUGGCUUGCUUUUUGACCGGGGUCAUUGUCAACACAUUCUGUCUGAUCAAAUUGAGGCGAAGGCGGUCCGUUUUCCAUCGUUUCCUCAAGAUCUUGGCUGCCUUUGAUUUGAUGGUCGUGUUCUGUUGCUUAUGGAUGUACUCACUGCCGGUGGUUUGGCACCAAUUCGCACAUCUGGUUUUCCUACCCAGCGUUUCCUUUGUUUUACCUUUGGUGCAAAUGUCGCUCAUGGGGUCCGUGUAUUCCACGGUUGUGAUGAGUUUGGAGCGAUAUCUUCGCCUUUGUCGGAUCCAAAUCAUGUCGACCAAGCGAGCCAAUAUUUGUCUGGGAUUUGUGGUGAUCUUUCCCCUGGUUUUCUACUCUCCCAAGUUCUUUGAAUACCGAUACCACAGCUUCACCCACGAAUCCAUCCAUAACGUCAAUUGCAGCGAAUACGUUGAGGAGUUAGAACGGUGGAAGCUCUUGAAACACAUUGAAUGGGAUCAAGUUUCGUCGUUGGCGAGAACAAAGUUCACGAGGCGAAUAUCUAUCGAAAUUCCAAGUAUCGAUCCCGAAGACCGGAACGUUCCACUUCCAAAUCGGUCCAUUGUGCCCAAUCUCGGAGUGGGACCACCAGAAUGCUCCAAUUUCGUGUUUGACGUGGGCAAUGACAACGAAACUUUCAUCCGCAAGUUCAAGGUUCUUGAGGACUUGAGCUAUCCCAAUACGACCGCCCUACGACGGAAUCCCGUCUAUUACCAGUUGUACUGCGUGGUUCUGAACACGUUUUUUGCCUCAUUGUUCCCUUUGUUGGCUUUGAUCUUCCUCAACAUCCAAACCUUGAUGGCUCUUCGCGAAAUCGGUCGACAGGUAGAGAAUCAAGACAAAUCGUUCCUCACCCGAACUUCACCCGGUCCCAUGGAAGAUGACACCCUGUCCAAAUCCAGAGAAAGAUCCACAACCUCGCACUAUCGUUGCCAUAACAUCGAGGGAGGGUCCCCUUCCUUGGCCAUUCGCUACCAUCAAAGUCAGGUGGAAAUUGUACGUCGGCAUCGGUCUCGGGACUCGAUCAACAGCUACGAGAACUUGAUGCGCAAACGCGAGAGUCGCCUCACUCGGAUUUCACUCUCCAUCGUGUGGCUCUUCAUCUUCUGUCACAUUUGGAAGCUCGUGCCCACACUCUACGAACUCAUAUAUAGCGAGAGUGGAACCGAGCUGUCCACGUGGCCGGAUUGGUUGGUGGUUGUCAAGGACCUCUCGCAUACCCUGAUUGCUUUCAAUUCCGCUGUCAAUUUCCUCAUCUAUACGUGUCAAUAGUGAAAUGUCUCGAUGUUCGGAACAAUGGCUUUUGAGCUUUGAAGUAUUUAAAAAGAAUCUUUAUUAUACACAUUAACAUAUAGGCUCAUACUUUACGGGGAAAAGUAACAAAUGGAAGACGCGAGAGCAUGCAUCAAUUUAGGGAAAACGGUAUAUCACACGCUAAGAAGUUGGAAGCAUUGACCUCAUCAACCAUUCACCGU
Messenger RNA from Tigriopus californicus, 1920 nucleotides. RefSeq lists its product as uncharacterized. Gene Ontology annotation, molecular function: G protein-coupled receptor activity. The transcript is spliced from 8 exons. Bases 368 to 1717 code for a protein of 449 amino acids. Lineage: Eukaryota; Metazoa; Arthropoda; Copepoda; Harpacticoida; Harpacticidae. The record is from RefSeq and is a predicted model, not a curated record. Gene Ontology annotation, biological process: G protein-coupled receptor signaling pathway. Gene Ontology annotation, cellular component: membrane.